Parnassius mnemosyne (clouded apollo) is the source of this 1038-nucleotide messenger RNA. Lineage: Eukaryota; Metazoa; Arthropoda; Insecta; Lepidoptera; Papilionidae. The record is from the annotation of a GenBank genome assembly.
AGUCAGCAACUGUGGCUCGUGUUGGCUGAACCAUCUUGUAGGGCCAUCCUCUUUUUCUUGCCGUAGGACUCCUAAACCAACACAAACAAAAUGGCGGAUGAUGAAGCGAAGAAGGCCAAACAGGCCGAGAUCGACCGCAAGCGUGCUGAGGUGCGCAAGCGCAUGGAGGAAGCCUCCAAAGCCAAGAAGGCUAAGAAGGGUUUCAUGACACCUGAAAGAAAGAAGAAGCUUAGGUUGUUGCUGCGUAAAAAAGCUGCUGAAGAAUUAAAGAAGGAACAGGAACGCAAAGCGGCCGAAAGGAGGCGUAUCAUCGAGGAGAGGUGCGGUAAACCCAAAAACAUUGAUGACGCAAACGAAGAAAUGCUCAAGAGAAUAAUACAGGAGUAUUAUGACCGCAUGUAUUUGUGUGAGGGCCAGAAGUGGGAUUUGGAACAUGAAGUCAGGAAAAGAGAUUUUGAGAUCGCCGACCUCAACUCUCAAGUCAACGACCUCAGAGGCAAAUUCGUCAAACCUACACUAAAGAAGGUGUCUAAAUACGAGAACAAAUUCGCCAAGCUCCAGAAGAAGGCAGCCGAAUUCAACUUCCGUAACCAGUUGAAGGUUGUCAAAAAGAAGGAGUUCACCCUUGAAGAAGAAGACAAAGAGAAAAAGCCAGAUUGGUCCAAGGGCAAGCCAGGAGAUCAGAAGGAAGGAGAAUCAACGCCUGCCACGCCUGCACCAGCUCCGGCAGCACCUCCAGCAGAAGCUGCUGCGUAACUUUAAAUUCAAGGUCCAGAGUAACCCCUUAAGCACGGCAAUUAAGAUUAUAUCGGCUCUUGGUUCACGAAAUACGCCUGUGAUAAAGACCGUGCGUGGGGUUGAUGUAAAUAGUACGAGUAUGUUCAUGGUGCAACAAAACAAAACGAUACGAUUUCAAAGAGGUGGCUUCUUUCAUAUCAUUCGUUAAAAAAGUCAUUUCAUCAACAUGAUUUCAGAAUCGUUUGUUAUUUUCAUAAAGAAAUAAAUUAUUGUUUAUUACUUUAUAAAUUUUAUAUUAUG